Molecule: messenger RNA, 2529 nt
Organism: Rhineura floridana
Lineage: Eukaryota; Metazoa; Chordata; Lepidosauria; Squamata; Rhineuridae
Product: vomeronasal type-2 receptor 26-like
Exons: 6
Coding region: 1-2529 (842 amino acids)
Biological process (GO): G protein-coupled receptor signaling pathway
Cellular component (GO): membrane
Molecular function (GO): G protein-coupled receptor activity
Source: RefSeq, a predicted model, not a curated record
AUGUCUAUUCAUCACCAGUAUUAUAAGACAGGGAGCCUCAUGAUUGGUGGGACUUCCUCUCAGAUUAUUGGAUUUCUUGACCCACCUUCCUUUAGAGAAUAUCCUAACUUGGAUUCAAAAUUUUUAAUGUUUGUGACAAAGAAUUAUCAGCAUGUCUUGGCCUUUGUAUUUGCUGUAAGUGAGAUAAAUGAAAAUCUCCACAUCUUGCCCAACAUCUCCUUGGGAUUCCACAUCUCUGAGAGUUACUUCAUUGAGAAUAGAUUGUAUCAGAUUGCCAUGGAUUUUUUCCCCACAAGAUAUAAAUUCAUCCCCAAUUAUAAGUGUGACAUUCAGAAAGACUUGAUAGCAGCCAUUGGGGGUCUGGGCUCUGAAACAUCUCGCCAUUUGGCUGCCAUUUUGGACAUCUACAAGCUGCCACAGUUCAGUUAUGGUGAUUUUGCCCCUGUGUUGAAUUCCCAUUUCCCUAAUUUAUACUGGAUGAUUCCAAAUGAAAUCCAUCAAUACAAGGGGAUUGUUCAACUACUUCUACACUUCAGAUGGAUGUGGGUGGGUCUAAUGAGCUUUAAUGAUGACAGUGGAGAAUAUUUUCUGAAGAACUUUCAACCAAUACUUUCUCAGAAUGGAAUUUGUUCUGCCUUCACAGAGAAAAUUGCUGCAACAUAUAUUUUUGAUGAAUUACUAAAAUUGCAAGAAAGUUGGAACAAAACAUUUGUCAACAUUAUGGAAAGUAAAGCAAACACUAUUAUUCUCCAUGGAGAAACUAAGGCCAUGAUAGCCUUGAGAUCAUUGCUUCAGCAAGGAGAAAUUGACUAUGGGAAAGUAUUUAGUAAAGUGUGGAUUAUGGCUGCUCAGUUGGAUUUUGUUGCAGUGGCCUUUCAAAAAUAUUGGAGUAUAGAAGUCUUCCAUGGUGCCUUAGCCUUUUCAACUCACUCAAAAGAUAUGCCAAAAUUCCAAAAUUUUCUUCAAAACGUAAGGCCUGAUUUAGCUAACUCAGAUGGCUUCAUCCAACCAUUUUGGGAGCAAGCAUUUGACUGUUCAUUUCCAAAUGUCAGUUUUUAUGAUGAUGAUGUGAAAACCUGCUCUGGGGAAGAGAGCUUAGAGAACCUUUCUGGUCCUUUCUUUGAAAUGAGCAUGACUGGUCAUAGCUACAGUAUCUACAAUUCUGUCUAUGCUUUGGCAAAUGCUGUACAUGCCAUGUACUCAUCCAGAUCCAGAUCUAGAAUAAUGGUCGCCAUAGAUCACAAGAAUAUGCAGCCAUGGCAGCUCCAUCCAAUUCUGAGGAACAUCACAUUUAACAACAGUGCUGGAGAAACAGUGCAUUUCAAUGAGGAUAGGCAAUUGACUUUGGGAUUUGAUAUUACAAAUGUGAUAACUUUUCCAAAUAACUCCUUUGUAAGAUUGAAAGUGGGAAGAAUGAAUCCUUGGGCUUUUCCAGGGAAAGAACUGAGCAUUGAUGAGGAUGCCAUCACCUGGCCCAGAAGCUUUAAUCAGGUGAUGCCCCUUUCUCUCUGUAAUGACAAGUGCUAUCCUGGUUAUCAGAAGAGAAAGAAGGAAGGGAAGCCAUUUUGUUGCUAUGAUUGUGUGCCAUGUCCAAAGGGAAAGAUUUCUCCACAGACAGACAUAGAUUUCUGCAUUGCAUGUCAAGAAGAUCACUAUCCAAACAAGGAACAAACUCAAUGCAUUGCCAAGGUAGCAAUCUUCUUGUCUUAUGAGGAACUGUUGGGGAUGACUUUAGCCAUUUUUGCACUUUUGUUUUCCUGGAUCACAGCUCUGGUGCUAGCAACAUUUAUAAAGCACCACAACACUCCCAUUGUCAAAGCCAACAACAGGAACCUCACCUACACUCUCCUCAUCUCUCUCCUGCUCUGCUUCCUUUGUGCUUUGAUAUUUAUUGGCAAGCCAGAGAAGGUGACGUGUCUCCUCCGUCAAACUACAUUUGGCAUGGUCUUCUCAGUGGCUGUGUCUGGUUUGUUAGCAAAAACCAUCACAGUGGUUGUGGCUUUCAACGCCAGCAGGCCCGGAAGCAGCAUGAGGAAAUGGGUGGGGAAAAGAGUGGCCAACUCCAUUGUUCUUCUCUGCUCCAUUAUACAAGCAACCAUUUGUACUGUAUGGCUGACUACCUCUCCCCCAUUCGCAGAUGUUGACAUGCACUCAGUGGCUGAAGAAAUUGUAUUGGAAUGUAAUGAGGGAUCUGUGACAAUGUUUAGUUGUGUCUUGGGUUACAUGGGUUUCCUGGUUUUUGUAAGCUUCACUGUGGCUUUCAAGGCUAGGAAGCUACCAGACACUUUUAAUGAAGCCAAGUCAAUCACUUUUGGCAUGCUGGUGUUUUGUAGCGUGUGGCUGUCAUUUGUUCCAACCUAUCUGAGCACCAAGGGAAAAUACAUGGUAGCUGUCGAGAUCUUUUCUAUCUUGGCCUCCAGUGCUGGGCUGCUGGGUUGCAUCUUCUUCCCUAAAUGCUACAUCAUUGUGCUGAGGCCAGACCUGAACAUAAAAGGUCAGCUUAUCAUGAGAAAAAAACAGAAAUUCUAA